UUCAUUGUAUACUUCGUAAUGUUUUGAAUGUAGGGCGGAAGAUUAAGUGAUUUUUAUCCCCUUUCCUAUUAUUUUUUGUAUUCCUCACAGGUGUUUAUGAUUUUUUAAUAAGUACUUUGAUUUUCCUUGUUGUUUGUUACGCCAUUUUUGGUAAGAAAUAUGUGAUAUUUAAAUGCUUAUCUUUGGACGAUGUACCCCCUAUGCAGUUUUCAUGGAGAAAAUCCGAGUGCUAGCUGUCAAAGGUAUUUCAUCUUAUUAUGAUGCUUCGGUACUUAGAGGGCGAUUGUGCAUGCUGAAAAAAUGUCUUAUCCUAAUUCCAACGCCUAUACAAAUAAGCCUCCUCCUGUAGCAAUACCACCGAAAAUACGAAGAGAGCAGAGGCAUUGGUCUCAAAGUAUUAAUGAGACCGUAGUGUCCACGGGGACAGGACAGGAGGAUGGAUUAGGGAUCACGUUGUGCGGUGGGGCGGAUAAUGGACAGUUCGUGUGGAUAGAGACUAUAAAGUCUGACCAGCUUACAUAUCAUAGUGGAAAACUUUACACCGAUGAUCUGAUAUUAGAAAUACAGGGACAGAAAAUUGCAGGAUACACCUUGAGAGAUGCUAAUAUUUGGUUAAAACAGGUCAGCCAGAAUGGUGCACCUGUAAUGAUAAAAAGUAUUAAAAUAGGUUUACUGCCAAAAGAUCUACGUCAGUUUUUGACAUCAAGAUUUCCAAAGGGUUCUGUUGACCAUGAACUACAGCAGACAAUUCGUGAUAAUUUGUAUCUUAGAACUGUUCCUUGUACCACUAGACAACCAAGGCCAGGGGAGGUUAAUGGAGUGGACUACACAUUCCUGUCUAUGGAAGAGUUUAAUCAGCUGGAGAAGAGUGGCUGCCUGCUAGAGAGUGGAUUGUAUGAUGGAAACCACUAUGGUACCCCCAAGCCCCCUAGUGAACCAAAGGGAGCUAAUCUUAGGAGGUCCACUUCAAUGGGAGCACCAUUGCCGACUAGUGGUGAUGGCAAACGUCGCAGAAACAGAAGCAAUACCGAGGGUGGCUCGGCUCGUACUUCACCAGUUCCCUUCCAGUUUGAUGGGGAACGCAAGAAGUCCAUGGAGAAAUUGCAGCUUGAUGCUUCAUUAGGUGUAUUACCUCACAACUGGGAGAAGGCAUACACAGAAGAUGGCACUGCUUAUUAUAUUGAUCACAGCUCAGAAACAACUCACUGGUUGGAUCCCCGUCUAGCAAAGCUACAGAAACAACAGGCAGGGGAUUGUCAGGAUAAUGGUACUCAUACAUAUCCGCGCUACAAGCGAACAGAGCUUCCAUAUGGCUGGGAGAAAGUGGAGGACCCCCACUAUGGAACUUAUUACAUAGACCAUGUAAACAGAAGAACUCAGUAUGAAAAUCCUGUGGCACAGGCUAAACGACAAAACCAGGGCACUGAUGUGAUCAGCACACUACCUCGAACCAAGAAAAGCCAGGAUACAGCUAACACCACGAAACGCUCCAUCAGCGACAACAACAUGAAUGGGAGAGCACCGCCUGACUACCAUCAGCUGGGCAGGGGAAACAGAAAAAGAGAGAGACGGGUCUUUACCAAGAACCCUGCUGAGUUGAAAGGGGAGAUAAUCACUACAACGUUAGUAAAAAGCACCAGGGGCUUUGGGUUCACCAUUAUUGGGGGAGAUCACACAGAUGAAGAAUUCCUACAAAUCAAAAAAGUGGUAGAAAAUGGACCAGCGCAUCUUGACGGCACCUUACAGACGGGUGAUGUUCUGGUGAAUGUGUGUGAUCGUUGUGUGUUAGGAUAUUCUCAUCAGGACAUUGUUAAUCUGUUUCAAACAAUCCCCGCGGGACAGAGUGUUACAUUAACUGUGUGUCGAGGUUAUCCCUUGCCAUUUGACCCCGACGACCCCAACACAGAGAUCAUUGUGACUGUGGCAGUGACCUUACCUAAUGAUUCUAAUGUUAAUCAGUCUCCGCCAAGUUACUCCUAUUUUCAGGAGACACACGGACAUCAUGAUCAGCACAACACGUCAGCGAAGAGCAUGAAAUCUUUGCCCGAUCUGACACGAUCAGCUAAUAUACCGCUAAGUCCUAAUUCCCAGAGUCAACCCAAUGGAACCGGAGAUGCACCGGAUGUGCUGGGUAUUCAGAAACCAGAAAUUCUUUCUAUUAAUAUUGUGAGGGGGGAGAUGGGGUUUGGGUUUACAAUAGCAGACAGUGUGUAUGGACAGAAAGUGAAACAAAUUCUGGAUAAACCCCGCUGUAAAAACCUCCAGGAGGGGGACAUUUUAGUGAAGAUUAAUGACACGAAUGUUCAAGAAAUGGUACAUUCGGAUAUUGUACAGGUGUUAAAGGAGUGUCCUAAAAGUGUAGAGUCCAGGAUAACUAUCCAAAGAGGAGGACUUCCCGCUAAAGUGAAGAAAGCGUCACGAUCUUCACCUCGUUCAUUGGAGGAAAGCAAGGCAAAUAAUGCUUCAGACACAAGUUUUAGCAGCAAUAACCCACCCGGACAUUACUUCUUCGAAAACCAUUCCCACAAUACAGAUAAACGUGAUGCUUUUGAUGGAAUGGAACCACCUCCUCGACCCAAAACGCCCUCCUCAGAAUCUCGACCCAAAACACCAUCAUAUUUCGAAAAUCGUCCAAAAACACCAACAAGAAAUACAGGAAUGUUUGUGAAUGACCAACGAGCAAAACCCCCAAUCGCUAGGCCACCACCUAGGAAUGAGGAUUACAACAAAAAUUCAGCCAAUCAGGAUUUAAAUAUAAGUCACGGAUCAUCAGAAUUUUACUUACCGCCUUCAAAUAAUGAUAUGUCUCGUCCUCCAACAGGGUCAAGAUUUGACCCCAGAUCUGAUCAUAGACCUUAUAGUAGAUAUCACGAUUCAGGGAACAGUCGCAGUAAUUUUCAUGACAGAGACAGAGAAGGAGGGGCAAAACCUGGAAUGUUUAGGAGUCGGACUCCAGGGCCUGAAAUGAUUAACCGGGGGUCAGAUUAUAGGAAUGAAUUUCAGAGACCAAAAACUCCAACUGCUCAAGACAUGAGAAGUAAGACUCCAUUACCAGGUCACAGUUAUGGGUAUUCAAACUCAAACCAUGAUUUUGGUGGUGGGCAUUAUCAAAAUGUUAUGAAUGGACGACCAGGAUACGGAAACAAUCAAAGGUCAUGGGGACAGAAUCCUAAUUUACCAACUUCCCCUCCACCAUUACGGCGAGGGGAUACAGUGAAUAGGAAUAAUGUGAACAAUGUCUCUCAGUGGAGGGACGGACUACCACCCCCUCCCCGACAGAGCACAUCUUUUGAGGAUGUGAACCCCUUCCCAAGUAACAUUACACAGGUCCCUAAACGAUUCCCCAUGCAGUCUCAUUCCUCUUUUGGGAGUGCGGGACAGUCAAGAUUUGGGACCAGGUUCCCCGACUCAGAUGAUCCGAUUCAUAGUAUGGAGUUCACUAUCACACUCCAGAAACAAGAGGCAGGGUUUGGUUUCCGAAUUAUUGGGGGCACAGAGGAAGGCUCACAGGUUUCUGUGGGACAUAUUGUACCAGAUGGAUCAGCCGAUUUGGAUGGUCGUUUGCGGACAGGUGAUGAAAUCACACAUGUCGAUGGUCAGAACGUCAUUAAUUCCUCACAUCAUAGGGUGGUCACUUUGAUGACUCAGGCAGGUCAGCGAGGUCAUGUGACACUUGGGGUCAGGAGGCGGGUAUUAGGAGAUUCUGGCUAUCUAUCCUUAGGACACUCAGAUAUCUAUCCAUAUGACGUCCUGGUGACGCGAAGGGAAACAGAAGGGUUUGGAUUUGUCAUUAUCUCCUCCAUUUCCAAGAUGGGCUCUGUGAUAGGUGAGUGUAUCGACCGAGUCAAUGACUGGUUAGAUAGGAAAAAUCUUUAUCCAUGGAUUGGUAAAAUCAUAGAGAACAGUCCAGCAGAGAGAUGUGGCAGGCUUCACAUAGGGGACAGAAUCCUGGCCGUAAACGGCGUGGACAUCUCACACAUGCAUCAUGAAGACAUCGUUAAUCUCAUCAAAGAUUCGGGCUACUCUGUCACUCUGACAGUGGGGCCUCCCAUAGAUGAUGCUGCAAGUAACUCAUCAAAUUCUCAAAAGAGUCCUCAGGGGUCCUUGGUAAAUGCCAUGGCUUAUCCAGCUGUCCCUGACAGUGAACUGAGAAGGUUCCCCCCUCCUCCCUCCCCAGCAGACAGGGGCUAUAAGGACAUAAACAGACAGCACAUGUUCCCCAAACAUCAAAGUUCAGAUGAAGGGGAGUACUAUGUAGAAUUGCCAAGGGGCUCCCGAGGGUUUGGUUUCUCAAUACGAGGAGGACAGGAAUUUAACUGCAUGCCUCUGUUUGUUCUGAGGAUCGCUGAAGGAGGAUCCGCGGAUCUAGACGGAAGACUCCGGGUGGGUGACCAGAUACUCGAAAUUAAUGGCUACAAAACAGAAAGUAUGACACACUCUGAUGCUAUAGAUAUUAUACAAAAUGGCGGCCAAACAGUUCGUCUGCUGGUCAGGAGAACAGGAAAACUGCCACCUGCAUUUGAGCCUAGUCCAGUGGGUGGAGGGUAUUCACCUUCAAACAACGUACCAAUGACAAAUGGUCCUAUAGGUCAAAGUUCACCAUAUCUUGGUCGCCGCAACAUUGACAUGAGAGAACCAAACUAUUUUGGUUACCAAGGAAAUAGGCAGUAUUCAGGUUGAAGGUAGAGAAAGGUGUACAUUUGUAAUAUGGUGCCAAAACCAAAAACAGUGACCAGCCGGGGAAAGAAAAUGGCCAGAUGAUUCUUGACUGCGCACACCCUGGACAAGAGAUGGAGAUUGUUAAGUGUGAUACAUGGUUGAUAUUACUGUAUGUGAUAUUUCUUAGGUUGUUCUUUUGACGAUAUAAAAAAAAAACCCAUCUGCGGAGAUGAUUAACUGUGUAAGCUAUUAACAAGGAGGAUUUUUUUUUUGCAUUUCUUUAAUACAGUUCUUUCGUAUUUUGCCAUUGAUUAUACAUACUAGCAUUGUUGUUAAUUGACAUUUACAUUACAUUAAUCAAAUUCUUGUCAGUUGAGUUGCAUUUACGUCUGUCAGAUUUUUGUUGGAUUGCAUUUGAUGGGAGAGCACAUUGUAUACAGUAAAGCAAAGAUUAGCUGCAGCAUUAUCUUCAGGGUUGAUGAUUGCAACUAGCAUCUUUUUUGUCGUUGGAAGCUCACAGUUUUCGUUUAAUUGUUUUGUUACUAAUUCUGUUGUUUCUAUAAGCUCUAAUGUCCAUGCAGAAUAUCUGAAAUCUGUUUAAUGUAUUUUGUGUGAAACAGAGUGUGAAAAUUUUAAAGCAAUAUCUCCAGUUAUUUAAUAUUUACUAACUUCUUUCUCGCUUUUGCAGUUUGGGACAUAUUUCUUGAGAUUUUUUUUAAAAACUAGGGUAUUAAACUUAUUAACUUGAAUGAAUUAAUUUUAAUUAAUAUUAAUUGUCAUCAGAUGCAAGUUUUGACAGAACAGUGAUACAAAAGGCUCUUUUAAUGUAGCCUCAAUUAACAUUAUCUUUAAAGUUGUAAAUAUAUCUAUCUAUUACGAUUAACAUACUGAUGGGGCCAGUUUUAAAUCUGUGUAUAUAAAGAUGUGUAUUCCGAGAUGGGGUAGUAAUUUAUAGUAUCUUGGUAUUUCUUAUUUAAAUAUAAAACAUAUCAGCAGGGCAUACAGUUGUAAUGGUAAAUGCCCUUCAGUAUGCAAAGACUAAAUUGAGAUUUUUUUUUUUAGGUAUCUGUGAAUGGUCUUGAAUAUGCACUCUGAUACAUAUUGUGGUAUUGUGAAAUGCCAUAUUUUUUGGUGGCUUCAGUUUUUUUUUUUUAUCUUUUAAGUACUUAUUUUGCCGUUCCUAGAACACUUUUUUCGUUUUGCUGCUGAUUAAGUAUUUUUGCAAUAAUAUCUCUUUUAACAAAAUCAGUUGUUGUGUAAGCCUUUUGAAGGCCUUCAUUUUUUUUUUUCAGAAGUUUGCUUCGAUAUACCAGUAAAACUUGUUCAGCUAUUAAUAGUGCUUAAAUGUACAUGUGUAUAUAUAUAUAUAUUUUAUACUUUUACAGUACAAUCUAUAUUAUAACAAUAUGAAGGAAAUGAUUGAAAUCAAAUGAAAACUUGAAACAUCUUGGAUACACACUCUUAAGUGAUAUCAAAUCUUGCAAUCAUUUUGCUGCUCGACCCAAGUAGAAAUUGGAACUUAUACUUCACACAUUUAUGUCAUACCCCUAACUACAUAGAAAUUGUAUAUACCUUAAAAAAACAGUUCAUUGAUUUUUAUUUGUGUAUUUUUUUUCUCCAAAGACAAACCUAACAUAUAUUUAUAUCCAUUGAAUUUUUAAUGAAAUCUGAAAUACAUGUAUUAUUGCAAUACAUAUACAUUUUCUGAACAAUAUUGUUAGUAAACAGUGUUCUUAAUUAUUCAAUUAAUCAUUACAUGAAUGAGAGAACAACUUAGACAUAGAUUUCCUUUCAGACAGUGCAAGUUGUUCCAUUGAUUGUCAGUUGUAAAUUUAUCAUAUAUGAAUGUUAUAUCAUUAAUUUAUCAGUGAUGUUGCUUAUCUACAUUAUACAUAUAUAAGUCUUGUUUUAAUGCAGUAUAAAAUAUAUAGAUUUUUACACAAUAUAUACAAUGUUUAUUUCAUUAUUGGUAAAUAUUAAGAUAAAAGUGUAAGGUUGUCAUUGUUAUAGGGCUUUAGUUAAGGUUGUAUGAAAUUUAUUUAUAGUAUUUUGCCUUCAAAUUGAAAAAAAAAAAAAUGUCAAAUUAUCGACCAUCUAUUUCAGAUUGUUAAUGUAUUUUUACAUAAUCAUUAUAUUGAGAAGAGACAUUUUGUUAUUUGAUCAAAAUUUUCAAAUAUCAUCGUAAUUUUUUUUUCCAGUAACUUUAUGCAAUGACUUUUGUCGUAUUUAGUUUUAUUUUUUACCUUAUUUAAUCAUACAGUAUAAUCCCUGUUUUCUAAUUUGGUCAUUGUUAACGGCAGCACUGUGUCAUUGCUAGAUAAAUCGUACAGCAGUUGAUGUUAUACAGGUAGUGAUGUAAAUAUAUAAUACAGUAUGUACAGUUAACUAGAUCAUAAUGUACAAAAUUAAUUUCACUUGUACAGGUCAAAAAAUAAAUUUGUUAUAAUGUGGAA
Messenger RNA from Saccostrea echinata, 7112 nucleotides. Its product is annotated as membrane-associated guanylate kinase, WW and PDZ domain-containing protein 3-like. Lineage: Eukaryota; Metazoa; Mollusca; Bivalvia; Ostreida; Ostreidae. The transcript is spliced from 24 exons. The record is from RefSeq and is a predicted model, not a curated record. Gene Ontology annotation, cellular component: cytoplasm. Gene Ontology annotation, molecular function: protein binding. The coding region runs from base 301 to 4680 and encodes 1459 amino acids. Gene Ontology annotation, biological process: signal transduction.